This is a messenger RNA of Acanthosepion pharaonis, 621 nucleotides long. The record is from the annotation of a GenBank genome assembly. Lineage: Eukaryota; Metazoa; Mollusca; Cephalopoda; Sepiida; Sepiidae.
AUGGCAUCUUUUGACGCCUUCUUAUCCGAAGGGAGGAAUAUAUUCGUGUUACUUCUUAUCUAUCUAUCUAUCUAUCUCAGUCUGUUCAUAUAUAUCUAUCUAUGUCAAUCUGUUCAUAUCUAUCUAUCUAUCUAUCUAUCUAUCUGUUUAUUGCACUUUGUUCAUAUCUAUCAAACUAUCUGUCUUAGUCUGUUCCUAUCUAUCUAUCUAUCUAUCUAUCUAUCUAUCUAUCUAUCUAUCGUAGUCUUUCAUAUCUAUCUGUCUAUCUCUCUAUCUAUCUAUGUCAGUCUUUUUCUAUCUAUCUAUCUAUCUAUCUAUCUAUCUAUCGCAAUAUGUUCAUAUCUAUCUAUCUAUCGUAGUCUUUCAUAUCUAUCUAUCUAUCUAUCUAUCUAUCUAUCUAUCUAUCUAUCUCUGUUCAUAUCUAUCUAUCUAUCUAUCUCAGUCUGUUCAUAUCUAUCUAUCUAUCUAUCUAUCUAUCUAUCUAUCUAUCUAUCGCAAUCUGUUCAUAUCUAUCUAUCUAUCGUAGUCUUUCAUAUCUAUCUAUCUAUCUAUCUAUCUAUCUAUCUAUCUCUGCCUAUCUUUAUCCCUGGACCAAUCCAGUCUAUGAACACUUGCGUGUGA